Messenger RNA from Belonocnema kinseyi, 1445 nucleotides. RefSeq lists its product as uncharacterized. Bases 119 to 1330 code for a protein of 403 amino acids. The record is from RefSeq and is a predicted model, not a curated record. The transcript is spliced from 4 exons. NCBI's taxonomy places the organism in Eukaryota, Metazoa, Arthropoda, Insecta, Hymenoptera, Cynipidae.
GUAACAUUUCCUAUAUUUAAUAUUUCGAGAGUGUUAUUCACAGAAUUAAAUCGCUUGAAUAAAUUUUUUUUUUCAUUUUACUAAUAGAAGUAUAUAAGUUUGAGUUUUAUUUUAGAAAAUGUCCAUUGCGAUUUCAGAAAAUUCGGAUUUUUUGAAAGUGCACGUACAGCGUUUCGCGAAGCAACAAAAUCUGUCGAAUACAAAAUUUGAAUACUCUACGGCUACUAAGGAUGGAGAUAAUUACUUAGGAAUACUUAUCAGGGUUGAAAUUGAGGGAAUGAAAAAUGGUGGCAUUGAAAAGUUCAACUUAAUUUUCAAGCGCGCUCCGAGGGAUACAAAAUUGAGAGAAGUGUUUGGAGUAAGGCAUCUUUAUAUUCACGAAAUUAAGUUUUAUGAAGAAAAGCUACCAAUUUUUGUUAGCAUGCUUAGUGAGCAUAAUCUAAGUAUAAAUGAUAUACCAAGAUAUUAUGGCGGAUCUGCAGUGCCUGAGAAUGAGGUUUUAAUCUUGGAGGAUUUGAAAUGUUAUGGGGCAUCCAUGAACAAAUCAGUAAUACUGGAUUAUUCUCAUGCAUCACUGGCCAUUCAACAUUUGGGCAGAUUUCACGCAUACAGUUUCGCCCUGCGAGAUCAAAAACCUGCUGUUUUUGAAAAUCUAAAGCUUAUAAAGGAACCAUUUUAUAACAACUCUCGCACGUUUUUAGAAGCUUAUGACAUUCUGUGUGAUGUCGCAAUCAAGGCAAUCGAAAGUGAAGGCCCGAAAUAUAUAGACCGACUUCGUGAAUUUAAAAAGGGUAUACCUAAGUUACUUGAUUUUGUAAUUAAUGGAAGAAAUGCUGAACCUUACGCAGUUUUGAAUCAUGGGGAUUAUUGGUCCAAUAAUAUCUUAUUCAGCUACAAUGAUGAUGAACAACCAGAGAAUCUCUUUUUUCUGGAUUUUCAAGGUCACCGAUACGCCUCGCCUGCUUUAGAUAUUUCCUACAUGUUAUUUAAUUGCUGCACUCCAGAGAUGAGAAUAAAGCAUUAUGAUGAAUUGUUAUAUCAGUACCAUAAUUCUUUAGCUCAGUGUUUGAACGAACUUGGCUCAGAUGUCGAAAAGCUUUUCCCCUUUGAAAUGUUACUGCAGCAGUUAAAACAUUUUGCAAUCUAUGGGGGUAUCACCGGAAUGCUGUUUCUUCAUCUGUUCACAAGGCAAGAGGGGGAAUCUCCAAAGCUUCCUUUUGAUAUUGAAUAUAUAAAGACCUUGACAAAAAAAUUAAGAAAAAAUUGUUUAUACGCUAGUAUGAUGAGAGGUACCUUUAAAGAUAUGGUAGAUAAAAACUAUAUUUCAUAAUUAAUUUAAAUAUGUUAUACCUUUACAUAGAAAGCUACCUAUGUAAAUAUAAUUAGGAAAAGAGCUUCAUGUUUUUAAAAUAGAACCUUGUAUUUUUUUAAAAUGAAAUUAAUUA